AGGUCGGAGGUUAGGGAAGGCCCUCCGGAUGUGGCGGUGGGAAGGGGGUGUCUCCACUGGGGUCUCUGUGCCCUUGGCGCCUCUGUCCCUACUACCUGGGACUGGGUCUCACCGCAGGGUCGCCUCCCUGUCCCCGCCAUUCCCGGCGGCUGGCCCCGGAUCCUCCCCGGCGGCGGUUCUGGUGCGGCCCGCCAGGGUCCCGCAGGGGGCCGGGCCCGGGUCUCCUGAGGGCACAGCAGAGGAGCCAGGGUGUCUAGCACCUUGACCCUGUGGGCGGGUGUCCCCAGGCGGCUCGUGACUCCGCCCCGCCCCGCCCCGCUUUGCCUGCGCCGCAGACACCCGCCUCGUCCACCAGUCCUCCGUGCGCGCCGGGCCCGAGCCCACGGAACCCACCGGGCCCACGUAGCCCAGGUAGCCCAUGGAACCCGCACGGAGCGCGCCCCGCGGGGGCGAGGCGCUGCUGCGGGAGCUGGAGGUACUAGUCCAGGAUGUGGUGAGGACGAGCUCCUGGUGGGAGCGCCACGGAGUGGACUGCGCCAUCCUCGCGCUCAGCCUCCUUGCCUUGCCGGCCGGGUUCCUGUGCCUGCGCUCCGAGAAUGCCCUGGUCUUUUCGUCUGGCAUCACCGUCUUGGGUGUGUGCCACUAUACGCUCACUGUCAAAGGCAGCCACCUGGCCACUCACGGGGCCCUGACGGAGUCCAAACGCUGGAGCAAGAUCUGGCUGCUUUUCUUUGUGGAGGUAUGCACCGCCUUCACUGCAGAGCACGCCACACACGGGCAUGUCAAGAUGCACCAUGCCUACACCAAUGUGGUGGGGCUGGGGGACUCCAGCACGUGGAGGCUGCCUUGCCUCAACCGCUAUGUCUACAUGUUCCUUGCUCCUCUCCUCCUCCCUGUUGCCACGCCACUGGUGGCUGUUGAGCGGCUGAGGAAGGUGGAGCUGGGGACGGCCCUGCGGACGCUGGCCCUGGUUUCCCUGGGCCUUUAUUCUCACUACUGGCUGCUCCUGAACCUGUCAGGCUUCAAGAGCCCCAGCUCAGCCCUGGGCUGCAUGUUCGUCACCAGAUCCCUGCUGGCCCACCCCUACCUCCACGUCAACAUCUUCCAGCACAUUGGGCUGCCCAUGUUCUCCCGGGACAACAAGCCCCGCCGGAUCCACAUGAUGAGCCUGGGGGUGCUGAACCUGGCCCGGCUGCCGGUGCUGGACUGGGCGUUUGGGCACUCGAUCAUCAGCUGCCAUGUGGAACACCACCUCUUCCCCAGGCUCUCUGACAACAUGUGCCUCAAGGUGAAGCCCGUGGUGUCCCAGUUCUUCCGUGAGAAGCAGCUACCAUACAACGAGGACUCAUAUCUGGCUCGCUUCCGGCUGUUUCUCCAUCGCUAUGAGGAGUUCAUGGUGCAGGCCCCGCCGAUCACUGAGCUUGUGGGGCUGCAAUGAGGCCAGUGCAGCCACCCCGCCCCUGCGUGGACCGGCCCUAGCCCUCCUACUGCUGCUGGCCCAGGGCUUGUGGCUGGUGGCGGACCUGGAGAGUGGAGACACUGGACAGACAGUGAGGCAGGGGGGACUCAGGCCUGGGGUCUGGGGGCCACUUGCCUUGCUUGCUUUUCUGGGUUUUGAGGCGUGUCUGGGGGGAGCAAUAAUGGUGGCUGUGUAUGCUGGUCAGUCUGGACCUCAGCAGCUCCAUCUCAGGACUGAAGAGCUGGGUCCUUCCCACUGCUUCAUCUGAGCCUUGGUAGGGCUAAGGUGAAGUGACAGGGUGAGGAGGGAUCCUGUGCAGGGGCUACCUGGCAGGGUCAGCUCCCUCGGCUGUGACCUCCCUGGCAUUGGGAGAGCCCCACAUGGCCUUGGCCACUGCCUCCUUCAGGCUCUGCCCACCAAGGUGCCCUCUCCCCGGGGACCUCAGGUGAGCUUGCUUUUGGCAGGCCUUCCUCGAUUCUCAGCCAACGGAACCUGUGCAAGACACUGGCUCAGCAGUUCCCCAGGCCACAGCAUCAGUGAGAUAAAAGCAAGUGUGUUUUGUGUGGAGAGAACUCCACAGAAGUGAGGGGAGAAGGUCCCUCAGGGACAGAUCUGGGGAAAGAGUAUAAAUGGCAGGUUGGGCGAGGUGGCUCACGCCUGUAAUCCCAGCACUUUGGGCCGAGGCAGGUGGAUCAUGAGGUCAGGAGGUUGAGACCAGCCUGGCCAACAUGGUGAAACCCCAUCUCUGCUAAAAAUACAAAAAAUUAGCCAGUUUUGGUGGCACACAUUUGUAGUCCCAGCUACUUGGGAGGCUGGGGCAGGAGAAUCACUUACUUGAACCCAGGAGGUGGAAGUUGCAGUGAGCCGAGAUCACACCAUUGCACUCCAGCCUGGACGACAGAGCCAGACUCCGUCUCAAAAAAAGAAUAAAUAGCUUUGAAUGUGACCUUGGCUAGCUCAAACAAAGUUUACUUUGUUCUGUGAUGUUUAGAAGUGGUGAACCUGAGGAUCAUCCAUUGGGGAUGGGGGAGGGGGGAAAGUUUGGGGGAGGGGGUUUGAGCUGGAGGGGGUUCUGGGAACAGGGUCUGGAGGACAGAUGGCUUCAGAGAGGAAUGGGAGAGGGUGAGGUGUAGAUAGAAGAGCCUGAAGUCAGGGCUGGGUGGGGGGCUGUGGAAGGAUGGUCUGCAGCCUGGGAGUGAGAUGGGAAUACCAGGGAACAGCCAAUGUCAGGCAGAGGAAACUGGGGGUCACCACUGAGAUUCAGCCCACGGUGGGUAGUGUUGAGAGAGGGCUGGGAGCUGCUCCGGCUGGGGCUGGACUGGGAGGGUGCUAGAAAGUGCCCAGGUGGAGGCUGAGGGAGAGACAGAGAAGGAGGCCAGACCUGGGACCGGAGGCCAGACUCAUUAGUUGAAAACAGGUUCUCUCACCUCAGCACUACUGACAUUUUUUUUUCCCUUUGGAGAUGGAGUCUGACUCUGUUACCCACGCUUAAGUGCAGUGGUGCGAUAUCGGCUCACUGCAAAUUCUGCCUCCUGGGUUCAAGCCAUACUCCUGCCUCACCCUCCCAAGUAGCUGGGACUACAGGCACCCACUGCUGCUCCCGGCUAAUUUUUUGUAUUUUAGCAGAGACAUGGUUUCACCGUGUUUCUCAGGCUGGUCUUGGACUCCUGAGCUCAGGCAAUCUGCCUGCCUCGGCCUCCCAAAGUGCUGGGAUUAUAGGCAUGAGCCACUGUGCCCGGCCACUAUGGACAUUUUAUCUGGGCAACUCUGUGCUGUUGGGGCUUCCCUGUGCACUGUAGGAUGUUUGGCAGCAUCCCUGGCUUCUACCUACUAGGUGCUGGGAGCUCAAGUAAUGACAAUCAAAACUGUCUCCAGACAUUGCCAAGUCUUCCCCAGCUGAGAGCAUGCAAGUCAUUCUCUGAGUGCGUAACUGCCUUGUUUUCUAGUGAAGUCCUUGGAUGGGGUGAAGGGCGUGCUCACCCUGCUGACAGGGAGACAAACUGCCAGCAAAUGGGAGCCUGUGGGAUAGGCAGAGGGGUCUGGCUACAGGCACAGGCACUCCCUGAGUCCAGUUCCGUUGGAGAGCCCCUCUGCGUGUGGCCGUAGGCAGCUGCACAGAGGCCACUGGUUCCUUCAGGUGCACUCCCCACUCAUCUCCAUCAUGCCUGCCUUUACCAAAGACUGCAACUCCUUUAGACGCCCUUUUCCAUAGCUACAGACUCUCACUCCUUCCCAAAGUGCUCCCUCCAGGCUUGGGGCGGUAGUGGCUUCCAGCUGCUGCUAGCCUGGGUGCUUCUCCAUUCCCUUCACCCUGCUCACACCUCUGUACACAAACUCCUUCAUUAAACUGUCCUCAAUCACCCCUUCUCAGUGUGCCAUCUGUUCCCUGCUAGAAGGCCGACUGAUGGAGUGGAGUUUUGGAUCCAGGCAGCCGUCUUGGCACGAGGCAGGCUUGGCGGCUCCCCAGCCCACCGCUUUGCUAUGUUAUUGCUGCUCCUUGGAAAUGCAUUAGCAGCUUAGAAAUGGCCUUAAGGUCUAGGGGUGUAAUUAAUCAAACUGCUAAUUCUCCAUUUGAGAAAUGCAGUGACAGAAAAGGCCCCAAAUACACAGUCCUGGCUCAUGAUUAAAACCAUCCAAAUACAUAACCAAUGACUCAUUGUUAUUGAUCUGGGCCUGACUGGGGCAUGGGCAGCAUCUGAAGGCCCUGGUGCCAGAUCUGGCUGUACUAUGGAUAUCCUGGGAACAAGUCACUCGAUUUCUUUGAGGCUGUAUUUUCUGUUUCGCUGAGGAUGUGGACUGGGAAUUUCUGGGGCCUGAGAGGUGAGGGAGGUGAAAAGAGUGAAUGAAGUAUAUCUGGGUCUCUGCGGAGACCUAAGAUCUAAUCUACAGAGGCAUAUGGGAGGUCACACUGUGUAUGGAUAAUGAUGAUAAUAGUUAAUGUUUAUUUAGCACUUAUUGAACAUAUCUUUACCUACAUCAUCUGAUUUUAACGUCUACAACAAAUUGGCACUACUAUUUCCCUGGUAUGUUACAGAUGGUGAAAAAAAGUCCUGGAGAGAUUGAAUUUCUCAAUGUCACAUAGCUAGUGCAUGGAAGAAGAGGGAUUGAAACCCAAUGUUGUCUGACUCUAGAAUCCAUCCUCUUGAACACCAGAUAUACUGCCUCUAGACGGGGAGCCCUACAGAGCUUUUUUGAUUGUACGAACUUCCAUUAUGUGCCAGCCACUGUGUUAAGCCCUGGGGAUAUAAGAUCUAAUGAGAUUGGGUCCCUACCCUCCUGGAGCUUAUAGUCUAGUGCAGGGUGGUCAAACUCUGGAAAGGACCAGAUAGUAAAUAUUUGGGGUAUUGUGAACCAUAUGGUCUCUGUUACAACUACUCAAUUGUGCCAUCAAAGCACAAAUAGAGCCACAGAUAAUAUGUAAAGAAAUAAUCCUGGAUGUCUUCCGAUAAAGCUUUAUCAUAUUCAAACUUUAGUCUGAAUUUCAUGUAAUUUUUAUGUGACACAAAAUUUCGUUUUUUUACCAUUAAAAAUGUAAAAACAA
Callithrix jacchus (white-tufted-ear marmoset) is the source of this 5000-nucleotide messenger RNA. It is a transcript of the gene FADS6, whose product is annotated as fatty acid desaturase 6. Gene Ontology annotation, biological process: lipid metabolic process. Lineage: Eukaryota; Metazoa; Chordata; Mammalia; Primates; Cebidae. The record is from RefSeq and is a predicted model, not a curated record. Gene Ontology annotation, cellular component: membrane. Gene Ontology annotation, molecular function: oxidoreductase activity, acting on paired donors, with oxidation of a pair of donors resulting in the reduction of molecular oxygen to two molecules of water.